GCUAUGUUUGACCAGAGUAGAGAAUCUGUUAGCAGGAUAGCUUUUAGCUGACAGAUGAAAUAGCUCCAACAAGCAGAAGAUAAUUGUACUGCUCGGAUUACUACUUUAUGACGGAUUACAUUUUUACAUUGCACGGCCUGUACUCUCCAUCCGUCGACUGCGGUCAUUACAUCCUAUCUGAAUAAACAUAUCCCUUUGCCGAGCCGUGCGUGUCCCCCGUCUCCUCCUCCACCAUGGGAGAGAUCGAGCUGUCCUGCCGUGCCUACGUGAAGAUGCACCUCCACGCCUGCCUGUUCCCCCGGUGCAGCGUCAACGGGCUGCUGCUGUCGUCUGGCGCGCCAGGGGGCGCUGUCUGCGUGACGGACUGCGUGCCUCUGCUCCACUCUCACCUGUCUCUCGCUCCCAUCACUCAGUUAGCACUCACACAGGUAGACGUCUGGUGUUCACAGACCCAGCAGAGGAUCGUGGGUUACUACCAGGCCAACGCGUGUGCUUCAGACAGCAGUCCCACGCCUUGCGCUCUGAAGAUAGCUGAUAAGAUCUCGGAGCAGUGCAGCAACGCCGUUUUGUUAAUGAUCGACGGGGGGAAGAUGUCUCCUCACGACAGGGUCCCUCCGAUAGUGAUGUACGAACGCAAGGACUCCAAAUGGAUUCUUAAAGACAAACACACAAUAAUGCUGAGGCAGUGGGAGGAGACCCGGCUGAUAGCCAAUCAGAUGCUGGACUCGGGAGACCACGCGCUAUUGGUGGAUUUCGACAGCCACCUGGAUGACAUCACGAAAGACUGGACCAAUCAGAAAGUGAACAACAAGAUUUUAGAGCUCGCCUCGCCGGCCAAUGGGAAUGUGUAAUGCGAGAAAGUUCCUUUAUAACAGUCAUAUUUAAUGUUUAACAUAGGGCCUUGUUUUUUUUAGAAAGAAGACGUUUAUUUUUCAAUGCGAAUUGCAUUUCGAUUGCGUUUGUACAGGAACUGGCAUGAAUAACAACACCAUUUAACAAACAGCUGGGUGCAUCCUUUCAGUCUUCCCCCCCCACGCAGACAUGCACCUUCCUUUCGGAAGCAGGUGUCGUUGCAACAUCUCGUGUGCAAGUGACACUCACACCCUUGUCUUCACACUGCCCGAGUCUGCCAAUUUUUAACCUAUUAAAACAUUAUCUAACGA
Molecule: messenger RNA, 1163 nt
Organism: Gadus macrocephalus (Pacific cod)
Lineage: Eukaryota; Metazoa; Chordata; Actinopteri; Gadiformes; Gadidae
Gene: emc9
Product: ER membrane protein complex subunit 9
Exons: 6
Coding region: 234-851 (205 amino acids)
Cellular component (GO): EMC complex
Source: RefSeq, a predicted model, not a curated record